GUCUAUAAUCCUUGAAAAGUUUCCACAAAAUGACCCGCCAUGCCCGUAAUUGUACUGCCGGAGCUGUCUACACGUAUAAUGAGAAGAAAAAAGAUGCAGCAGAGUCGGGUUAUGGAACAAAUGCCCAACGUCUUGGCAAAGAUUCAGUGAAAUCAUUUGAUUGCUGCUCCUUAACGUUACAACCAUGUCGAAAUCCGGUUGUCACCAAGGAUGGCUAUCUCUUCGACAAGGAGGCCAUACUCCAAUACAUUAUUACCAAGAAAAAUGAAUAUAGCCGCAAAUUAAAGGAAUACGAACGUCUAAAGAAACAGGAGGAAAAUGAACAGACACAGGAGGCUAGUCGCAAACAAGCCACAGCUGUUGAGGCCUUUGUCAAAUCGGAGAAACCUGUAAAUGGUACCGUCGACAUGCCUGGCACCUCUAAAGAUGCUGCCAAACGUGUAGAGAGUUCCAUCUCCAAUAUGGCCAAUGGUCAUGAAAAGAAAUUGCCUAGUUUUUGGUUACCCUCGGAAUGUCCCAAUGCGGGACGGGCGAAAAUUGAAAAACCCGAUCCCACCAUCUAUUGUCCGGUGUCACAGAGACCCUUAAAGGCAAAGGAUUUGAUAGAUGUCAAGUUUACGUUGCUCAAAGAUGGUGAUCGCAGUAAAUCGCUGAUUGCCAAAGAGGCAAGAUAUAUGUGUCCGGUGACACAUGAUGUACUCAGUAAUGCCAUACCCUGCGCAGUUCUACGACCAACCGGAGAUGUUGUCACCAUGGAAUGUGUGGAGAAAUUGAUAAAGAAAGAUAUGAUACAUCCACUGACCAGCCAAAAGCUUAAGGAAAAGGACAUUAUACCAUUGCAAAGGGGUGGCACUGGCUAUGCUUAUACCAAUGAGAAUUUGGAGGGCAAAGAGAAGCGGCCCAUGCUACAGGUUUAAAUGACAAAAAAUUGGCGAUAUUUUGAUUUUAGAAAAUAGAUUUACUUUUUUAGCUCUAAUAAAUACAUACAUACAUUUUUCAAAGUCUA
Messenger RNA from Musca domestica (house fly), 1006 nucleotides. RefSeq names its product nitric oxide synthase-interacting protein homolog. Lineage: Eukaryota; Metazoa; Arthropoda; Insecta; Diptera; Muscidae. Bases 30 to 917 code for a protein of 295 amino acids. Gene Ontology annotation, molecular function: ubiquitin protein ligase activity. Gene Ontology annotation, cellular component: nucleus. The transcript is spliced from 3 exons. The record is from RefSeq and is a predicted model, not a curated record.